Messenger RNA from Entelurus aequoreus (snake pipefish), 1249 nucleotides. RefSeq names its product serine/threonine-protein phosphatase PP1-beta catalytic subunit. Gene Ontology annotation, molecular function: protein serine/threonine phosphatase activity. Gene Ontology annotation, biological process: regulation of circadian rhythm; circadian regulation of gene expression. The coding region runs from base 100 to 1083 and encodes 327 amino acids. Gene Ontology annotation, cellular component: nucleus; cytoplasm. Lineage: Eukaryota; Metazoa; Chordata; Actinopteri; Syngnathiformes; Syngnathidae. The record is from RefSeq and is a predicted model, not a curated record. The transcript is spliced from 8 exons.
UGGGGGGGAGGUUAGUGGUGCGUUUGAGGGCGGUGAGGCGGUGCCUUCCCGAGCCUCCUUUCACUAUCUCUGCGGCGCAGCGAGCUCCUUGGAACAGAAAUGGCGGAGGGGGAGUUGGACGUCGACUCGUUGAUUUCCAGGCUUUUGGAGGUGCGAGGAUGUCGUCCGGGGAAGAUCGUGCAGAUGACGGAGGCUGAGGUGCGCGGACUCUGCAUCAAGUCCCGCGAGAUCUUCCUCAGUCAGCCAAUCCUUCUAGAACUGGAGGCGCCGCUCAAAAUCUGUGGUGACAUUCACGGGCAGUACACAGACCUACUGAGACUGUUCGAGUACGGCGGCUUCCCUCCAGAGGCUAACUACCUAUUCCUCGGCGACUACGUGGACAGAGGAAAGCAGUCGCUGGAGACCAUCUGCCUGCUGCUGGCCUACAAGAUCAAGUACCCCGAGAACUUCUUCCUGCUUCGAGGCAACCAUGAGUGCGCCUCCAUCAACCGCAUCUACGGCUUUUAUGACGAGUGUAAACGCAGGUUCAACAUCAAGUUGUGGAAGACGUUCACCGACUGCUUCAACUGUCUCCCCAUCGCCGCCAUCGUGGACGAGAAGAUCUUUUGCUGUCACGGAGGUCUCUCCCCGGACCUGCAGUCUAUGGAGCAAAUCAGACGUAUCAUGAGACCAACAGAUGUGCCAGACACAGGCCUUCUGUGCGACCUGCUGUGGUCAGACCCCGACAAGGAUGUGCAGGGCUGGGGCGAAAACGACCGCGGUGUCUCUUUCACGUUUGGAGCCGAUGUGGUCAGCAAGUUCCUCAACCGGCACGACCUGGACCUCAUCUGUAGAGCCCACCAGGUGGUAGAAGACGGUUACGAGUUCUUCGCCAAGAGGCAGCUGGUGACGCUCUUCUCCGCCCCGAACUACUGUGGCGAAUUCGACAAUGCCGGGGGCAUGAUGAGCGUGGACGAGACCCUCAUGUGCUCUUUCCAGAUUCUGAAGCCCUCUGAGAAGAAAGCCAAGUACCAAUAUGGCGGCAUGAACGCAGGUCGGCCCGUCACUCCUCCCCGCACAGCCCAACCACCCAAGAAGCGAUGAAGGAGGACAGAAGAACUGUUGACAUGCUCUUUUCUCAGCUUUUUGCAGAACACCAAGCGAUCAAUUUUACUUACUCUUCUUUCUUAUCCCCCAAACUGAACUGCUGCCACUCUCGUCGUCUGUUCGCCCUAUAACCUUCAAACAUUAAAGUGUUUUAAAAAACAAC